Cercopithifilaria johnstoni is the source of this 1001-nucleotide messenger RNA. The record is from the annotation of a GenBank genome assembly. Lineage: Eukaryota; Metazoa; Nematoda; Chromadorea; Rhabditida; Onchocercidae.
AUGUCAAAAUCAACAACACCACAACGACGUUUGUCACGUAGACUUACGCAUGCAAAAAUUAUCAAAGAACUUUCGAACUUAGAAAAUGCUGCGAUUGUUGAAAUGGAUCAUGGCGAACGAGCGUAUCGAGAGGGUCGUUUCGUUUUUGAAUGUUCUUGGGAAGUGGCUAAUAAAGUUGGUGGAAUAUAUACAGUAUUGCGAACAAAAGCACCGAUAACAACUGAAGAAUUAGGUGAUCAAUAUUGCAUGUUGGGUCCAUACAAGGAAGAACGGGUGAAGUUAGAAGUUGAAAUUUUGCAACCUGAUUCAGCACCACUAAAAUAUGCUUUGGAUCAAUUAAAAGAAAUUGGCUUUAAGGCUAGCUAUGGUAGAUGGCUAAUUGAUGGCUAUCCAAAAGUAGUAUUAUUUGAUAUAGUGUCAGCUGCAUGGAAACUUGAUCAUUGGAAACAGGAGCUCUGGGAUUCGUGUAAAAUUGGUAUACCAUAUCAUGAUAGCGAAUCAAAUGAUGCUGUCAUAUUGGGUUUCAUGGUUGCAAUAUUCAUUCAGAAAUAUUUAUACGCAAUCGAAGAUUAUCAACCUUUAUGCGUGGCACAUUUUCAUGAAUGGCAGGCUGGUAUUGGUCUUAUUUUAUCCAGGUUGUGGAAAACAAAUGUUUCAACAAUUUUUACAACACACGCUACAUUACUUGGCAGAUAUCUUUGUGCUUCCGGUGCAGAUCUAUACAACAAUAUUGAUAAACUUGAUGUUGAUCGCGAAGCAGGAAUACGUCAAAUUUAUCACAGAUAUUGUAUUGAAAGAGCUGCAACUAAUUUGGCACAUAUUUUUACAACCGUAAGUGAAAUAACAGGUCUUGAAGCAACACAUUUGGUUAAAAGAAAACCGGAUAUUUUGACACCAAAUGGUUUAAAUGUGGUCAAAUUUGCAGCUUUGCAUGAAUUUCAAAAUUUACACUCAGUUGCUAAAGAGAAAAUUCACGAUUUUAUUCGUGGACAUUUUUAUGG